Diversispora eburnea is the source of this 684-nucleotide messenger RNA. Lineage: Eukaryota; Fungi; Glomeromycota; Glomeromycetes; Diversisporales; Diversisporaceae. The record is from the annotation of a GenBank genome assembly.
AUGGCUCAAGGUCAAGUACAUUCGGUCCUUUUCGAAGGAUCUGAAGUAUAUGAUUAUGGUGGACAAGAAAAUCUUCAGUUUUAUACUACAUCAUAUGGAGAUCCAUCUAAUACGUAUGCAUCAAAUCCUCAAACUUAUUACCCUUCACAAACUCAAUCUUAUCCACCUCCACCACAUUCUUCUUCUUCCGGAUUUCACCAUGACGGAAGUACGGGAAGUUUUUGGAGUGCUUUUGGUACAGGGGGAUUUGCUGACGAACUACCGUUACUAGAAGCAGUUUUAAAUCCACUAAAAAGUGUUGAUAAAAAUAUAAUGGAUGACACAGAUUUAGCUGGUCCCCUUUUAUUUUGUUUAAUAUUCGGGACAGGAAAAAUUCAUUUUGGAUAUAUUUACGGAGUGGCUUUACUUGGGUGGUUUUCUAUUUAUAUGAUAUUAGAUCUUAUGAGUGAAUCAGGAGUUGAUGGUUAUCGAACGGCUAGUGUAUUGGGAUAUUGUUUAUUACCAUUAGUAUUACUUAGUUGUAUCGGUGUAAUGGUUCCAUUAAGUGGACCGUUUGGACUUAUCGCUUCAGCUUUGGCAAUUAGUUGGUGUACAUAUUCUUCAUCUACAAUGUUUGUAACCGUAUUACAAAUGUCUGAACAACGUAUAUUAGUUGCAUAUCCUGUUGGAAUGUUAUACUUUUAA